Molecule: messenger RNA, 3564 nt
Organism: Cladophialophora yegresii CBS 114405
Lineage: Eukaryota; Fungi; Ascomycota; Eurotiomycetes; Chaetothyriales; Herpotrichiellaceae
Product: fanconi anemia group M protein
Exons: 1
Coding region: 1-3564 (1187 amino acids)
Biological process (GO): interstrand cross-link repair; replication fork reversal; double-strand break repair via synthesis-dependent strand annealing
Molecular function (GO): 3'-5' DNA helicase activity; four-way junction helicase activity; hydrolase activity
Source: RefSeq, a predicted model, not a curated record
AUGGACUUUCUAGCUGAUGAGGCUGAAGAGAGCUCGGAUGUUCUGGUGCCGAGUUCACAACUUGAGCGUAGUCCGCGUUCUCGCAAACGCCGUCGACUCGAUCCUGAUCUGAGUAACCCAUGCACACAAGAGAACGACUAUGAUUUGCCAGCACAUCCAGACGGCGAGGGCAAGGAGAACAAGAAGUCGAAGUACGAUGACCGCAUCUACGUACCUGCUGGGGAAAGCCAUCCCGACACCUUCGUCACUCAAUUAACGCAGCAAUACUCUAGUCCCUCACGGAUCCGAGGCCCUCGAUGGAUGAAACCACGGAAACCCCCUUCACCGUCACCUUCUCCUCGGAAGAGCUUGCCCCCCACCUACGCGUCAACCGCUUUACCAUCACCUUCUGCUCCCAAGAGCUUGCCGCUCACCCAUGUGUCUACUCGCCCCACGCCCCAAGCUCUCCCAGUCGACGACGAGUUUGAUGUCGAUGACACUGAUGAGCUAGAACUUUUAGCAGCUCUUGAUGAUGUCGAAGCAGGACUCGAAGUUUUAGCGGCCAACAACAUCGGUCUACCUGCUAACGGAGAUACUAUCAGAGACUUUCAUCAUAACAGAUCCACCCAUGCUUCGGCUCCCCGACAACCGUUGCAGAAAUCUUCUUCCUUCCGACAAACGACCUUGCAUGGAAUUCAUACCACUCAAGCGGAGCCACCUCGCACGCAAAGUCAGUCGAGAGCCCACAACUGGCCUUUGGCGAACCGGAAUGAACCUCCAACCCACCAUGAGAUUGACCGAGAUGCAAUGAGUACCUGGGUGUACCCUACCAACCUUGGCAGAACCCGGGACUACCAAUACAACAUUGUCCACAAGGGAUUAUUCCAUAAUGUCUUGGUCGCUUUGCCUACCGGCCUGGGGAAGACCUUCAUAGCGGCAACGGUCAUGUUGAACUGGUACCGGUGGACGAAGAAUGCACAGAUAAUCUUCGUUGCGCCGACGAAACCGCUGGUAUCACAACAGAUUGAUGCGUGCUUCAACAUUGCUGGCAUUCCUCGGUCCCAGACUACCAUGCUAACGGGCGAGGUUGCGCCAGCAAUUCGAGCAGAAGAAUGGCAACAGAAACGAGUCUUCUUCAUGACACCUCAGACCCUCAUAAACGACCUCAAACAUGGCUAUUGCGAUCCGAAAAAGGUUGUUCUUGUUGUGGUUGAUGAAGCGCACAAGGCAACCGGCAGUUAUGCAUAUGUCGAAGUCGUCAAGUUCUUGAGAAGAUACAAUUCCAGUUUUCGGGUUCUGGCUCUUACGGCAACGCCCGGUAAAGAUGUCGAGACAGUGCAGGAAGUGAUUGAUGGUCUGGGGAUCGCUAGAGUCGAGAUCAGGACCGAGGACUCGCUUGACAUUCGAGAUUUUGUACACAACCGAAACAUCCAAACCGAGGUAUUUGAGAAUUCCGAGGAGAUGACAAUGGUGCUGGAGCUGCUGUCGGCCACACUUCAACCGCUCUUGAACAAGCUGCACUCUCAAGGAGCUGCGUGGGGUAAGGAUCCUACAAGAAUCACGCUGUUCGGCCUAAAGAUGUCUUGGGACAAGUGGCAGUCAUCCGAAGCAGGCCGCAGGGCCCCUCAGGCAGUCAAAGGCAUGAUCAAGGCAAUCUCCACGGUAUUGAUGAGCCUGGCUCAUAACAUCGAACUGUUGAAGUAUCAUGGUAUUGGGCCGUUCUACCACAAAAUGAAAAUGUUUGUCCAAGAAGCCGGUAGCGGCAAGACAGCCAAACAAGUUACAGACAACGAGCACUUCAAGAAGAUGAUGAAUCGACUGGCGUUAUGGAUAAACGACCCAGACUUCGAAGGGCAUCCGAAGCUGAGCUACCUGAAGAGGGUUGUGCUCAACCACUUCAUGAACGCUGGCGAGGGGACUGCACGGACUGCUUCCGAGCCUACCAACACGAGAAUCAUGGUGUUUGCGCAUUACCGUGACAGUGCCGAGGAGAUUGUGAGAGUCCUCAACCGCCACGGUCCAAUGAUCCGAGCCCAUGUAUUCGUCGGUCAAUCCGGUACGAAGGGCGGUUCGGAAGGUAUGAACCAAAAGACACAGCUCGAGAUCAUUCAAAAGUUCAAGGCAGGAGAGUACAACACUAUUGUGGCGACAUCGAUCGGAGAAGAAGGUCUCGACAUCGGCGAGGUCGACCUUAUCGUUUGUUAUGAUUGCUCCAAAUCGCCAAUCCGAAUGCUUCAGCGCAUGGGCCGGACGGGCCGCAAAAGGGCCGGAAAUAUCGUGCUGCUCAUGAUGCGUGGCAAGGAAGAGCAGGACUUUGCCCAAUCUGAAGAUAACUAUCAGAAGAUGCAGGCCAAGAUUGCAAGUGGCAGGGAGUUCAACUUCCACGAGGAGUUGUCUCCGCGUAUUGUGCCCAAAGAGAUUGUGCCAGAGGUCGAUAAGAGGGUGAUUGAGAUACCGGUGGAGAAUACCCAGCCUGGCUCUGUCGAGCCGACACGGAAGAGAGGGAGAAGUGCCAAAAAGCCGCCAAAGAAGUUCCACAUGCCGGAUGGUGUUGAGACGGGCUUUGCGUUUCUGGGCAACGGUAACAAGAAAUCGAAAGUGAAGCAAAGGGGGACGGUCACGCCCAAACCUGAGAGAGAUGAUGAACCGGCUCCGUUAGCUUCGCUCAAAGAACUAGUAUUGUCGGAGAAGGAAGAGCGCCAGCUUGAGGACCGCUACGUCCAACUAGCUGGGUCAGACGACGAGUACAUCCAAUUCGUUCGUUUUGACGCUUUCCCAGAGCACCAACGCCGCCUGGGAAGAACAAGCUUUGUCAGGCACUCGAAGAAGACCAAGACUUUGGUCAGAGCCUACAAAGCAAUGAACAUUCCCAACAGAGACUGGGAUCGCCCCACGAAGUGUGAAGAGAUCAAGGACGAUGAUCUCUGUCUGGACUCCGGAGCGGAGAAGUCAAUGUCAGCCACCAAGCCCUCUGCGAAAAAGACGAAAGCGAAGUUCCGUCUCUCGCCCACCACGAUGCCUGUUUUUGAAGGGACUUGGGCUGAAUCAGACACUGAAGCGUAUCUGUCAAGGUCAAAAGCGAAGUUCAAAUCCAUCAGCCUCACAGGCCGAUCUGGCGGCACUUUGCGAAGUAGUUCCGUGGGGCAAUAUGAUGACAAUGACAGUUUCAUCAAUGACGACGAAGAAGAAGAUGCUGGGUGCGCCUCGAGUGCUGUGCCGUGGAGGGGUUCGGAACCUCAGGGGUCCGAAAGAGGGCUCCAAGAUGAUCUUUCCUCUCUUGCUUCCCUGCGUUCGACGUUGUCGCCGACUUCGGCCCCAGGAAGAGAGGCUGGCGUCACUAAACGGUUCUUCGUAUCCCAAGAGAGUAUCGACUACGAUGCCAUGGAUGAUGAAUUGCCCGAUCUCGAGGAGUUGGUUUCAGACAAGAAGAGAAGGGGUGUCCGGGCCGAUGAAGGUCACGACGACCCUUUGCUAGCUUACCGAAGUAUAUCGACAGCAAGGAGCGAGACGGGGGAUACCGAGAAGCCAAAGCUCAGAAGCAGGAAGAGGGCAAGGCGGAUAGUUGAUAGCGAUGAUGACGAAUGA